Messenger RNA from Neopsephotus bourkii (Bourke's parrot), 2788 nucleotides. RefSeq names its product pituitary tumor-transforming gene 1 protein-interacting protein-like. Lineage: Eukaryota; Metazoa; Chordata; Aves; Psittaciformes; Psittacidae. The transcript is spliced from 7 exons. The coding region runs from base 19 to 573 and encodes 184 amino acids. Gene Ontology annotation, biological process: protein import into nucleus. Gene Ontology annotation, cellular component: cytoplasm; nucleus. The record is from RefSeq and is a predicted model, not a curated record.
GCCGUGCUGUGGCCGGUGAUGGAAGUGGGGUGGCUGUCGUUGCCAUUGUGGCUGCAGGGCUUGGCGCUGCUGUGGGGCCGAGCCAGCAUAGGGCUGGCGCAGCUCAGCACCCCGGCUCCGCCAGCACCGGUACAGGCAUGUUCAGAGUUUUCCCAGAAGUCCUGUGAAGAAUGUUUAAAAAAUGUUUCAUGCCUUUGGUGUUACACCAACAACACUUGUGUUGAUUACCCUGUAAGAAGCAUUCUUCCACCAUCUUCAUUAUGUUCCCUCUCAAAUGCUCGAUGGGGAGUUUGCUGGAUAAACUUUGAGGCUUUAAUUAUAGCCAUAGCUGUAGUAGCUGGGCUCAUUCUGGUGUCCAUAGCAGUCUGUUGCUGUUACUGCUGUUACUGCAGAAGGCGUUCCAGGAGUGGACCAGAUGAAGAAGAAGAACAGCUAGCUAGAAAGAGAGAGGAACGAAGAUUACAGUCUCUUCAGAGGAAACAUGAAAUAAAACUGAAGCACGAUGAAAUACGUAAGAAGUAUGGUCUUCUCCAGGAUUCUGAUAAUCCAUACAGCAGAUUUGAGAAUGAAUAAAGCUGAGCACCUUCCACUAGAGCUGUACCUUGAGAAUGCAGAAAGAUAAUUUGUUUUCUUUUGCCCUUUGGGCUUUCUUUUGCUUCUUUUUUCCCCCAAAAAAAGUCAUUUGAUUUUCAUUUUUUUUGUUUUGCUUUGGGUUUGUUUCCUGGUUGUAAAACCAGGAUUGGAUAAAGAUUUCAUGAAAUACAUGUUUCUGUCUUUUGCCUAUGUAGAACUAAUUUUUUUAUAAAUGCUUUGGUUUUUGAAAUGCUGGCUGAUUUAUUUUUUUUUUCCUUUAUGGUGACUUUUUUUCCUUUAAGUGUGAAAUGCUAUUUUUCCUCCUCUUAAAACUGUAUUUUAUUACUUGAUGUAUGUAGCUGAUAGGCACAAUCACGCGUUUGCAUUCAGUCUUAACUGCCACUUAAAACACUUGUUGCCAUGUUCCUAAUAAAGAUAUUUCCCUACUGUAGCUUUUAUUUUUAUGAAAAAAAGCAAUAUGGAAGCACAGCUUCACACAGCAGAAAUAGCUGUUGUUGAUAUUGAUGAGAAAAUAAACCAGGCACAUUCUUCUGUGAUACCAUAAUGUGAGAAUAGGGUGGAGGUUUUUUUCCCCUCUGGAAAAAGAUCUUCAAGAGUGUAACGUCUAAGGGUUGAGAGAGGGAAGCAUGUUUGUCUCUGAAAUUUUCAAAUUCAGUUGUAGAAAUACUAAUACAUGAUGAUGUGAAAAAGAAAUUGCUGUAGUUAGCAAAAUUGGAAGAAGGUCACUCUUGAUAUAAGCAUAGUUAUAUGUGCCUAAAUUCAAGCAGAAGCAUCAGUCUUUGUGAACACUUUCUUCUGUAAGCUUAAUAUAUAAUUAACCAAAAAAAUGUUGCCAGAUUCUGCAUUUAACCAGGGUUAACCCUGGCCACCCUGGCUGAGCACCACCCAGCAGCUUGCUCCCUUCCUCCACUGGGAUGAGGGAGAGAAUGGGAACAGGGAAGGCGAGAAAACUCUUGGACUUGAGAUAGAGAGUUUAAUAAGGGAAGAAAAGGACAGGAGGAACAAGGCAGUCACCACCUCUCAGAAGUAGACCUCUGCCUCCCCUUCCAUCAAUUUUUGUUGCUGAGCAUGAUGAUCUGUUGCCUUGAAUAUCUCUUUGGUCAGUUCUGACUGUUUGUCCCAGCUGUGUCCCCUCCCAGCUCAUUGCCUGCUUGCUGGAGUGGGCAGAGUAGGAAAAAUGAAACCUCGAUGCUGUGCAAGCACUGCUCAGCAAAAGCCAAAGUCUUGGUGUGUUAUCUGCACUAUUCUAGCCACAGAUCCAAAGCAAAGCAGCGUACAGGCUGCUAUGCAAAAAGUUACCUCCAUCCCACCCAGACCCAAUAUAGUAGGAAAGCAGUAUUUUUGUAACCUUUCAUUUUUUUUGAUAUUUCCAUAAUGUGAUUUAUUUCCUGUCUUUCUUUUCAUAGAGAUGGUUAAUUGAGCCAUCUUUGUAGCUUACCAAUAUGACACAAUAAGCAAGGAGCUUUUCUCCAUCUUCAGUGCAAGUUUCCAUUUAUUCUGUACUCUUUAAAUAACCUUCUUUCACGUAUAUUAUCUAUUGAAAAAACGUACAAUAUUGAAGAUGUUCAUGUUAUUUUUAUCAGCAUUCCUAAAAUAAAUAUUUAACAUGUUAAUUUGCUUCUGUUCAGUUCUGUUUUUCCAUACAAUUUUAAAUUAACUUGGUUAAAAGUGAUCAAAUAUGAGUUUGGGGGAAGGAAAAGUAUUCACUUUUGGUGUUUUUUUUCUGACAGAAGAAUAAGAUCUUAACAGCACAAAGGUAUGAUGGGAAUUAAAUUUUGUCUGUGGGUGCUGAGGUGAGCUGCUGUUCCUUUCCAAUGCCAAUGAACCUGCCACCACUUUGGCUUCAAUAACUAUGGCUUUUCACUGCUUUUGGCGCAGUGUUUGCUUCCAUUCUUUUACUGCUUUAAAAAUUCUGUAAACAGUUUGUCAGGAUUUAACAUUAAAAUGGUUCCCAGUUCCUGGAUCUGUAUUGUAAUUAGUGGAAUAAUGGUCCAGUUUUCUUUUUUGUCUUUUUAUUUCUCAACUCAUAUUUAGCACUUUAUUAGUAGGCACUGUGUUUAAUUUCUUAUGUUUCUUCAUCUGCCAGCUAUUGUCAAGACUGAAGUAUUAUUCAAAUGGAUGUCUUUGAAGAAUGAUGUUCUGUGAUAAGAGUUGAUAGUGUGGAAAUAAAACAUGCUGAUGGUUUUCCCUAGAG